CUGAGUUGAGCCUGCCGCUGCCUUGGCUACCUGGCUCCUCAGGUGGCCGCGUUUGUAGUCGGGCUACGGAGGCCGGGUUGUCAGAUUACGGGAAAGUAUUUAAGAAGCUCAUGGAGUAAUAUGAGUCAGAGUAAUAUAGGAUCUUCAGGAAGUCCCUCAAGAUAGUUGGAAAAGAAUUUAUAGACUUUUCAUCCCGAUCUUCAGUUGUACAGCUGUUAAGUCCAAGGCUGCUGUGGUGAAACCAUGAAUAAGAAUGCGUCUGCUGGAGUGUCAUCUGGUCUACUUGAAAAGGAUCCUGCCCUUCAGAUGAUUAUGGUUACCAAGGAAACAGGCCUUGGUCUGAAGAUCCUAGGAGGAAUUAACCGGAAUGAAGGUCCCUUGGUAUAUAUUCAGGAAAUCAUUCCUGGAGGAGACUGUUAUAAGGAUGGACGUUUGAAGCCAGGAGAUCAACUUGUCUCAAUAAACAAGGAAUCUAUGAUUGGUGUAUCAUUUGAAGAAGCAAAAAGCAUAAUUACCAGAGCAAAGUUGAGGUCAGAAUCUGCUUGGGAGAUAGCAUUCAUAAGACAGAAAUCUGACGGCAGUCAUCCAGAAAAUCCGUCGUAUACAUCCCUUUUACAAGCUUCAGGAGAAUAUGGACCUCAAGCCUCAACAUUUAGUCCUCUUUCUUUUCCCCCUGAAAUGCUAAUUCCGAAGACCUCAUCCACUCCCAAAACUACAGAUGCCAUUUUACCUUCUUUUAAGAUAAAUCAGAUAAAAACUGGAUGCAAGAAAACAGAAGAGACUCUAAUUACUUCUUCGGACAACAGCCCUACAGAUGUGUCUAAUACAGAUAUUGCCCCUACCUGGACUGAUAAUUAUGGACCACAAGAAAAGAAGAUCUUCCUAAGUCCCUCUGUUCGCCUUAAGGCAGAGAAACUGGAAAUGGCUCUAAAUUAUCUUGGUAUUCAGCCCACAAAGGAGCAACAGCAAGCCCUGAGACAGCAAGUGCAAGUAGACCCAAAGGGGACAGUGUCUUUUGGAGAUUUUGUCCAGGUUGCCAGAAACUUGUUUUGCUUGCAGUUGAAUGAAGUAGAUAUUGAGGCACAUGAAAUUUCCAGCUUAUUACAGUCACAGCUUCUUCCCUGUGAAUCCUUAGAAGCAAAUGAAAUGGAAAGGCUUAAGCGUGAACGAAAUGAUGCUUUGGAAGAAGUGAACACACUUAAGGAAAAAUUAUUUGAAUCAGAAAGGCAAAGGAAACAAUUGACAGAAGAACUCCAGAAUGUGAAACAAGAAACCAAAGCUGUAGUUGAAGAAACAAGAGCCCUGCGAAGUCGGAUUCAUCUUGCCGAAGCUGCACAGAGGCAGGCGCACCGAAUGGAAAUGGACUAUGAAGAAGUGAUCCGUCUGUUGGAGGCCGAGAUUACAGAGCUGAAGGCUCAGCUAGCUGAUUAUUCUGACCAAAAUAAAGAAAGUGUGCAGGAGUUAAGAAAGAGAAUCACAGUACUUGACUGCCAAUUGCGAAAGUCGGAAAUGGCUCGAAAAACUUUUGAGGCAUCCACUGAAAAGCUUCUUCAUUUUGUAGAGGCUGUUCAAGAAGUAUUUUCUGAUAAUUCUGCUUCUUUAUCAAAUUUAAGUGAAAGAAGAGCUCUGUUAGCUUCUCAGACUUCCCUCACACCCUUGGGAAGGAAUGGACGGAACAUCCCAGCCAUGCUGGCACUUGAAUCUAAGGAACUUAUUAAAUCUGUUCGUGCCCUACUUGACAUGGAUUGUCUACCUUACGGGUGGGAGGAAGCUUACACAGCAGAUGGAAUCAAGUACUUCAUCAAUCACGUAACACAGACCACAUCCUGGAUCCAUCCCGUGAUGAGCGCACUGAACCUGUCUUGCUCGGAGGAGAAUGAAGAGGAUUGCUCCAGAGAACUUCCUGACCAGAAGAGUUGAUGGUUUUCUGGAGGAAGCUGAGCUGCCUAGUCUUCUGGCUUCUCAGUCUACUGGAUGAGGAUGGCUCUGAGGCACACCAGUCUAAAAUAGGAGUAAAAUACACACUGCUUACUGGAGUUGUAAAAUGGAGACUCUAGAUUUCAGCUAUUUUUGUAAAACUCUUUGAUAUAACUGUAUACAUUUACGAGCUCAAUUGCCACUACAGUAGUUCUUUAAGAAUAAUCUAGUCAUAUUUUUUGAAAUCGUAUAUAAUUAGAUUUUAUAAUAUGUAUAAUUUUUUCAUAUAUAAUUAGAUUUUUGUAAUUUUAUAUAUAUUUCUUUGUAGAGUAUCAGCUACAAUGGUUUUUAUAGUUAAGACUUAUAUUGGAAAAUUAUAUGAACAUAGUGAAACACUUCAUUUAUUUGUAAUUCACUAACCUUUUAUAUCGUAUCUUAGGAAAGUGAUUUAAGCAAGCUUUCUGGGGUUUGUAAGGAUCACAUUUAGACAACUGUCUCACGGGCUCCUGCAUACAGCUUACAUCUUUAUGGGUCUUUCUAAUUUACAAAAUGCUUUUCAGACCCUGGUUUAUUUAAACCCUACGACAUGCCUGUGAGGCAGAUCCAGUGAGUAUUUUUCUUCUUGUUUUUCAGUUAGGGAAAUAGCGGUUCAGAGAAAUGAAGCACCUUAUCCUGGAGCCGAGACUCACACCUAGGUGUUCUGAUUCUGUGUGCAACCCCCUCUCCACCGCACCCUGCUGGCCCCGCAGAGGGAGGCUACAGCCCCACGCGCAGGGCACCGUGGCUCUGUUGAUGCAGCUGAGCUCCACAGCUGUGCACUCCGGGGGCCACAGAGAUUCAGGGAGCACUUCUUCAGUCAAACACGGCCCCCACAUAACCCCACUCUUCUCCUAUAAACCCUUCCCCCUGCUUCUCCCCCAAACACUCACCAAGUAGGAACACGGCUUUGUGAUGUUCUGUCUUCUUUCAGCAGAUCAGUUUUCUAAAGAAAAGGGACUGGCUCACAUCUGGGAUUUGCCCUGCUUUGGUUGCCCUUGCCAGAGGGAGCGUUUGAGGGGAGAUGAUGAGAAGAGGGGCAUCAGAGUCUCCUCUGCUGUGAAAAGAGACAUCCUUGAACUCUUCCGCUAGGAGUUCAAGACUGACCUCAUUAUUGCUGAUUUAUCACCCUCCAAACUGAUUAUACUUGUGAUCUUAUUUUAUUGUAAGGAUACUACUCCACAGUUUUUGGAAGGAAUGAGCCAUUGACUUGGAGUGCUAAAGAUUUUCUCUCAGUUUAAUGAUUUAAACUUGAAGCUGGGAAAUGGGGAAGUGGAGUGGGGAUGAAGUCAUUGUAAAUAUCCUGGGCAUUAGGUACCAACUGAAUAAUAAAAAGGGUCUUAUUCUUAUCCAAUGUUACUGUAUUGUCAGGUAAUACACUUAGGAAGACAGUGAGUAAGAAUCAUUAAUCGGAAUACUCUGUUCCCAAACCAGGCCUGAUAACACAGAAAAGUUACUGUUGUCACUCCGGCCUCUUCUCUUCUCCCCACCACCAUCACCCCUCCUCCCCCUCCUCCUCCAUUCUUCCCCUUUUCUCCCCCUCCUCCUCCCUUCUCUCCCUCCCUCCCCACUUCUGAAAUACAAGUAGGAAAAAGGAACUCAGAACCUUGAGGUUCUGGAAGGAACCUUAAAGAUCACCUGAUUCAGUGAUUUUCAAACAUCUUUUGAUGAAAAAGACUCAUUUUUCAAAUGAAUUCUUAUGCAGAAUCCCAAUAUAUGUAACAGAUUUUUUAAAAAUAUUGCUGCUCUGCUUGAAACAAGAUGGAGGCCUGGAGCCCGUUAAAGCAGCCCCCAGCCCUGCUAUGUAAACCUCAAGUUCUUUAGGACAGAAUGUAAGAAUCGUCGGUUGUAACCACCUUAUAGCUGAGUAAACAGAUCCUAAGAGUUCGCGCCGUGAGUUAGUGGCCAGGUCAGGAUUAGACUAGAUCCUCAGUCUGCGAGUCCACCAGAUUUCCUGUGGUAUGUAAUACGCAUGUCUAUUGUAAAUAUGUGUGCGCGGUGUACUCACCAUACAUUCCUGAAUAUAUGUAGGAUUUAUAGUUUAUAUCUUGAAUAGUAACAUAAAGUCAAAUCCAGGCUGAUGGGUAGUCAUUAGCCCUGAGAAGUUUCAGACAGCUGGAGAAGCCUGGCAUUUCACCUGACAGCUAUUUGAAUAUUAGGAAGCUUCGGGGAGACACGUUUUGAGAGAAGCCCCUGAGGGACCUCUUUCCUUGUGUCCCCCAGAGGGGAGUGAGAGUCUCAAACACCCGAAGUUACUUUUGUGAGUGAGUAGCUAUAAUUGUGAAUGUACAGACUUUUGUUGUUCCCAGAUUGAUACUAUGAAAUUUCCCUCCCCCUCCUGGGGGUGUUUCUCUAAUUUGUUUCUAGUGAGGCGAACACAGAGGAGAUGCUAGAGUCACUUGAGAUCAAGGUCCUCAGGCACCCAUUUCACUGACAGACACCUCAUAUGUUAACUUUGCUGUUUUGAGCCACUUUCCUCCCUGUUUCUGUCAAAUACCUAAUGGAAAAAGGUCUAUGAAAAUUGUGAUAUUAAGUAUUUUGCGUCAUACAUUGUGAUGGGCAGUUUGCGUAUAUUAUUUCAUUAUCUUCUUAAAACAAUGCCAUGAGGUAGAAACUAUAAUGACCCCAUUUUGUAAAGAAGAAACAGGUGUACAGAGGGUUGCUAAUCUUUGCCUAAGGGUCACACAGUACCCACUUGUGGAAGCUGGGGUUGCAGGCGGGCCUCACAGAGCCCCUUCUCUUAAACCACUGUGCAGAGCUGCUUAGAUACGUUGUGUGUGAUGCUAGGGGCAGAGCUGGGGUCUGUGGGUCAGUUUUAUGAGAGGCAGAAUCCAGUUCAGUGCAAUAAGGAACUUUCUGGUAGUUAGGGCUCAGGAAAGAAUUCCCCAGGAGAAAGUGGAAGCAUUGUCCCAGGAGGUGUAAACCAACAGAUAAAUGCUGUAAGAGACACUCAAAGAAACAUGUGGUGGGGACUCAUUAAGAAUCCUUGUCCAUUGCAAAGAGAAUCCGCAAGUUAUUUUUUGGUGAGCUAACAUUCACAUAGCCAGUCUUUCUUUAAUAUAAAUCAGCCCUAUCGAUGUGGUCAUUUUAAGCUCUUCGUCGUUGACCCACUCACUCAGAUUUUAGGGUUAAAAAGUCUGAGUGUACUGAUGUCCCUCCAUCUCAGUUUACUAAAGAGUGACCAGGGUUAGCCAUCCUUAUUCAUUCUCAGAAUAUUUCCUGAGCACCGACAGUGUGCCAAGCGCUGUGUUGGAGCACUAUGACAAGCAGGGCAAUAGCUAGCCGCUUCCUGGGUUCUGCUUACUAUUGGCUUUAGAGAAAAAAGUUUCUCAGGUGGCCAGAGCUGAACAGCUUCUCUUUAAUUUUUAAGUUUCAAAGAUAAUCUAUUUCCAUUUAAAAAUUCAAGUAGUAUGGAACUGAGUAAAGUAAAAAAAUAGCCCGUCUGACUUUCCAGAGGUAGCUGUCACUAAUAGUGUGAUGAGUAUUUUUACUCAAAGGAAAUCAUACUGUUAAGCAGCUUUCUUUUAACUUACUAAAUUGUGGUCAUUUUUUCAUGUCAAUACAUAGAUUAAUGUUGUAUUUCAAAUAUUUGUGUAAAAUAUCGCUACCUAGAUAACUCAUAAUUUGGGUAGCCAGCAAUCUAUUGAUGAACACUUAAGGCUAUUGUAAGUUUUCUUCUGUUACUAAGAAUAUCACAGUGAAUAUUCUUAUGUUCGUAUUCUUAUAUUCAUUAAAUCCUUUUCUCGUAUCUAUGAAUUCUUGUGCCAAUAUGUCUAUAAUGAGAAUACAUUUAUAAAAGUAAAUUGCUA
This is a messenger RNA of Equus quagga, 5762 nucleotides long. It is a transcript of the gene STXBP4, whose product is annotated as syntaxin binding protein 4. Gene Ontology annotation, cellular component: cytoplasmic vesicle. Bases 244 to 1920 code for a protein of 558 amino acids. The record is from RefSeq and is a predicted model, not a curated record. Lineage: Eukaryota; Metazoa; Chordata; Mammalia; Perissodactyla; Equidae. Gene Ontology annotation, biological process: regulation of insulin secretion involved in cellular response to glucose stimulus; insulin receptor signaling pathway. The transcript has 18 exons. Gene Ontology annotation, molecular function: syntaxin binding.